UCCCUCACUUGGACGUAUCCCCCUAUGGACACAUGGGGUUGUAACAGUCUCACUAAAGUAGAAGUCCUUUACAAAAUUAAAGUAACCUCUGUUUGGAGCACCCUCCCAAUGGAAGACACUAGAACUACUGAAUAUACAAUCCCAGCUCUUGAUUUCUUCACCACAUAUGCAUUCAAGAUUAGAAUUACUAAUGAUGCUGGAUUCAGUGUGAACAGCACUAUUGAAGAGUUAAGAACCCCAGAAGGAGUACCAAGCGCUCCAAGGAAUUUAGAGAUGAUAUCACGCGGGAGUGACUUUGUCAAACUACAGUUUGAACAACCUGCUAAUAAAAAUGGAAUCAUUACUAACUACAAUGCCACGUGUUCAAGUGUGUCUGAACAAAUUGGGCAUUUGUCAUCAUCAGUUGACGAUCCAACACUUGAGAUUGUGAUAGAGGGCCUAACACCAGAAACAAGGUAUAAAUGCACCGUGUACGCAACUACGAGCGUCGGAGAAGGACCAUCAUCAAUUUCUAUUGAUAUCAAGACCACCAAGAUACCGCCGAAUCAGAUUCCGCCUGAAGACCUUAAAACUGGCGAAGUUGAUGAACAAACAGUAAGAAUAUUAUUCAGAGAGGGUGCUGUGAAACAAUCAAAGGCUGAAUAUAUACUUAUCGUUGUUGAGGAAGUUUCUAAAGUGAACAGGGAGAAAAGGGAAGCAUUUAUUGACCUACAAAAACUAUUUUCCUAUGAUGACGCCAAGAAAUAUGGAGCUCGAUAUUAUGUUACUGCUGAAAUAGAAGCGGAAUUUGUUUCUGAUAGUUUUGUUAUUGGCAAUGGUUUUGACUAUAAUGGGUACACUAAUAAACCAUUAUACGGAGGGAAAACAUAUCAAGUGCAUGUUGGAUCAGUCAAAAAAUCAGAUGAGCUAAUAAUUGGCUCUUUUACAAAACUACCAACAUUGGUGAACGUGGAGCCUUCAAAAGACCAUGAUGCAAAUGGAAACAAUGUUGGUGCCAUUGCUGGGGGAACCAUUGGCAGCCUAGUUGGUGUGGUCCUUAUUGCCUGUGUUGUGAUAUUAAGUAUACGGAAUCGAAGAUUGCAAAAAGAUAUGAAAAGGGAGAAUGGGGGCAAUGCAUUGCAAUUAGAAACUGCCCAAUAUGAGGACGUGAACAUGUCUAACAUACCAGAAUACGAUGAUGUAUACAUUCCUGGAACAAAUAACAAGGACGCAGAUAAGAGCAAUGAAUAUGAGACUUUAUCAACCAUAGAUGAGUAUAGACUCUCAGACAUUGAUGUGGGACGGACAUUGGGUGAAGGAGAAUUUGGAAUUGUAAAAUAUGUCACCAUUCAUAAUGCUAAGAAAGGGGAUAUUAAAGGUGCUGCUAAGAUGUUAAAAGGCAAUGCAACAGAUGAAGACAGAGACAAACUUAAAGAAGAGCUACGUCUGAUGCUUAAAAUACCUCGCCAUAACAACGUAGUUGCAACAUUGGGACAAUGUAACUCGAAAGAUGGACCAAUGAUAAUUGUUGAAUAUCUUCCUCUUGGCAACUUACAAGAUUACCUGAGAGACAAUAAAGUAAAAUACAAAUCUAAUCCUCAAUGUGGGCAGGAACUUAUCAGGUUUUCUCUUGAUGUGGCUAAAGGCAUGGCACAUCUUUCAGCAUUGAAGCUUGUACAUCGUGAUUUGGCAGCUAGGAACGUGCUUCUAGAUGCAAACAAAGUUUGUAAAGUUUCUGACUUUGGCCUCUCGCGUGAUGUGGGGGAAAGAGAUAUAUACAACAGAAGUUCUACGGGCCCUCUGCCGAUUCGCUGGUUGGCUCCCGAAGCUUUGUUUCACAAUAUAUACUCCACCAAGAGUGAUGUCUGGGCUUAUGGCAUUUUACUGUGGGAGAUUGUCACAUUCGGGUCAACGCCCUAUCCCGGGAUGAAGAGUAGGGAAGUGAUGAAGAUGGUACAACAAGGAAGAACAUUAGAAAGACCAGAGCACUGCAGUCGACAGAUAUAUGAUCAGAUGAUGUUGUGCUGGCAAAUGGACGUUAGAGCAAGGCCGACUUUUACCCAUAUUGCUUCAUCCAUCAAGGAUAUUCUCAAGGAAGAGGAAGUAUAUUUGGAGCUAGAUAUCUACAAUGAGGGGCGCUAUGUUAAUCUUAAAUGGGAUAAAACUCUAGGCGAGAAACUGUAAAUGAUCUACCAUGAGAUUCAGUUGAAUGAAUCCCCAAAGAAGAAGAAGAAGCUGUAUGAAACUAGCUGGGGAACAGUGAAAUUCACGAUCGCAAAGAGUAGCUUUACUAGAUUAUGAAUCUUGGCUAUGUAUAUAAAAAAGAAGAGUGCUUAGUUGACAAGGGAUAAAACACUGAAAUAAUGCAUCAGUCACAUUAAUGUGACUCGGGCAUUAAUGUCCAAUUACAUGUUAUUGUUCCUCAAAUAUUUCUAUAUACUGAUUAUAAGGGCUUUAGUGUAUUAAACAUGCUUAUACAUAUAUUCGGAUAUUUGUAAUAACAAAUGAAAUAUACAUAAAAACUAGUUAACAAGAAUUCAUGUAGACUCCUAAA
This is a messenger RNA of Owenia fusiformis, 2533 nucleotides long. The record is from the annotation of a GenBank genome assembly. Lineage: Eukaryota; Metazoa; Annelida; Polychaeta; Sabellida; Oweniidae.